CAUUCACUGAGAUGGCAAGGCGAAGGAAGAGGAACAGCGGUCUAACCUCUGACCUUUACUACAGCACUGGUCUUAGCAAUACACAUGAAGCUAAAAGCAAAGAAUAUGAGUCUUUCCAGUACCCCGCUGAUUUACCAGAUUCACCUCCACCUCCUCCUCCACCUCGUCCUUUACCCCCAAUCCCUCCAUCUUUGCCAUCUAUUAAAGUCAGCACUCUCCCUGCCAACUCUACACAACCUGAGCGAUUUGAUUGGCUCAUAGCAUUUACACCUGAUGGUGAAGCCCCACCCCUGGAAAUGAGAAAAUCUCAUAUGGAAGCUCAAAAGAAGCUCAGUUCUCCAGGGUCAGCUCCAGGGUCAGCUCCAAAGGUCACAAGUUUUAAAGAGAUGCGUUUCCGCAGCAAGAACGCCUCCCCCCAAACAAAGGUGAUCACUGACCCAGAUCCUGACCCAACAGUUAUUACUCCAGAUCCAGAUAUACUGUACAACCUGAGGUGGAGAAGAGAGACGGUGGGCAGCGAUGGAAACCAAUGGGAGUACACCUCUCAGGCUCAGGCCUUCUUCAUGCAGCCGCCACCAGCCCUCACUUCAAUGGCUGCUCUGAAGGAAAUGCUCCAGAGAGCGGACAAGGAGGGUGGACAACCGGAGCUGUGCCCAUCACAGAAGAUUGGCUGCUCAGUGAGUGACAGCAGCCUGUGGACCAUGGGCAGAGAGUGGGAGUGUGAUGAAGUUAAGAGGGAGGAGAAGGAAGGCAAAGAAGAACAAGAACAAGAACAAGAAAAACAAGAAGAAAAACAAGAGGAGAAAGAGGUGGAGGUGAGAGGACGAGCUGAUGGAGAAAGGACUUUUGAAUCAAGAACUACGGUUUCCUCCCCCCCACUGUCUCUCGCCCAGUCCUCCCAACCCUACUUCCUCCACACUGCCUUCCCUUCCUAUUGCCCAGGCUACUGUAACUCCCAGCCCUUUGCAGAUCCUAGACCCCUUAGCCACGUAGGCAGGGAGUCCACAGACAAAUAUUGCAGCACACAGUGGGCCCCUGCUGCCAGCUCAGCUGCUAUACACAGAGAUGAUUCCAGUACGGAUUUGAGCUCUGGGUUUAACUAUGAAUCCCAGGCUGAUUGUGAUGUAGACUCUCCUGAUUAUGGGAAUAUCUUUAACACACACAGGGACUUUGAGUCUGACUCUAUCUCUAAUUUUGACUCUCUGUACUGUAGUGCCUCAGAGAAGCAGAGCGACACACACACCAAUUCAGACAAACCUGUUAGUGGCACCACAGAGGCUCAAGGCUGCACCACCCCAUAUAAGAACAUUGAUGUCAUGAUGACAUUAUCAAACAGUGUCAAUGGUAUGGAUUCGCUGUACUCUGGAAAACACUCACACACAGACCCCAACAGCAACAAGGCCAGGACAUCUAAAGAGCUUCCUCCUCUCCCCACAUAUUACCUGUACCACCCUAAAAACUGCCCUCUGCACAGGGGUGCGCCCCCUCGCCUUUCCCCUAUCGGAGCCCUCUCCCCUCCCCAGCGCUCAGGUGCGCCCCCUCCAGGCGCAGCAGGCUCCUGCCUCAGUUCCCCGCUUUUUCCCCGCUCUCACACCUUGCCUGCCCUCGCUGCUCCCCUCUACUAUCCAAACCUCUACCCUCCUAUACCGCCCAGGGCACCCCCCCUACCCCCAAAACUCUACCAGGCUCCUCCGCAGUCACGCGUGGCGACUGUUCGUAGUGUGUCGUUUGCGGGCUCAGUACAGAGGACAGAGACAUCCUGGAUGGGCGAAGAUGUGAAGCAUCCAAUGAGAGGUCUGGGCCUGUCCUCUUUCUGCCUGCAGGAAAAAAAAGCUCUGGUCAGUGCUGUCAGUGUGGCAGUGGAAGCCAUCUUGGCCCAGUUCAGCUCUUCUCGGACUGUAGUUCAAAAGGCCUUAUCAGGAGACAGCACUAUAAAUCCAUCUCUGGGCCGGCUGGUGCUGCAGUGCCUCUGCCCUGCCCUGCACAGCUUGCUGACCGAUGGCUUGAAACCCCACCAGAGUGACCUGAUUGCAGGAAGGAGGCCAAACUCCGCCUGGGGUCUGGUCCAGACUUCAACCAGACCAGGUCCAAAAACACAGGCCUUGUUUAACCUACAAGUUCGAGUUGGAGAGCUGCCCCAGCUGAGACAGAGCAAACACAGGUUCAAUGCAUUCCUCCUUGGCCUGCUGAAUACCAAACUUCUUGAUUUCUGGCUGUCUCACCUUCAGUCCUGCAGUGAUGUCCUGGAGACGUAUUACCGUCCCACCUCCUUUAUGCGUCUGUCACUGACCACCUGCCAGUCUCUGUUCGAGGAGCUGCUCCUCGUUUUGCAGCCUCUCAGCCUGCUGACCUUCAACCUCGACCUGCUCUUCCAACACCACCAUUUAGAGCCAGAUAGUCACAGUCCAGAGAUCCCCAGUCCACCUUGUCAGGAUGCUGGAUUCCAGCUCUCAAAAGAGGGGUCCACAACCAAACCCACAGGCUGCAGAAGCCUGUCAGAAGUAAACUUUGGAAGCCCAGAACAUCAGGCAGCCAAAGAGAAAUCGUCACCAUUAGCUAAUCCAAAGAACGGAGGAUCAGGGCAGUCAACACAUAGCAGUGCUGCACCCAUAAAGGCUUCAGUCGCUCUAGGGCAGACAAGCCCUCAGCUGCUGUGGGUGCAGGAGAAGGAAAUUGAAGACUUGCCUCUUCCUAAUGUUGAGGAGGACAGCCUUGCUCAGCAGGCAGAACAGGUGAUCCAGCAGGGAUGGGGGGCUGUGAUGCGCUGGGGAGGCAGACUGAGCCAGAACCUCGCUGAGCUGAACCUGAAAAAGGAGGAGAUGAAGACAGAUCUGCCACAUCUCCAGGCCCAGGCAGCGAGUGACUUUGCGCCGGUCAGCAGUGGUGCUCAGGUUCCCUGGGGUCUGGGGCGGCUCUUUGGAGCCUCUAAAAGCCCCAAUAGCCCACCAGGUCACACACCACCAACCAGGCGUCCCUCUCAGUGGCUGGCCCCUGGUGUCACUGCACUAACCCGAAUGGUGAGCAGCAGCUCCACCCCGAUAAUAAGGAGGGCCCCGGAGCACCACGGAGAAAGUAAGCCAGAGUCAGAAAAAGAAGUAGAUGCACUGGAGAUGAAAGACAAACCCAGACCACUCAGGUCAGUACGAACGCUGUGUGACCACACUGGAGUAGGUUCGGAGCUCAGCUUCUGCAAAGGGGAGGAACUCGUGGUGUUAGGAGGAGUCGAUCAAGACUGGAUCCGCUGUCGUCAGGGAGACAAAGAGGGGCUCGUACCUAUUGGCUACACCUCCCUCAUCAUGUGACUUCGGCACCAUAACAGCUGCACUCAAUCAUUAAAAAAAAACAAAAUAAAAAAAUAUAUAUAUGUAUUUUAGGCGAGUAUUGAGAGGUUAUGGUGAGGCUCCACUACUCUGAAAGGGAUAUUUUACGCUUGCUUGGUUAGAGUUUGAGUUGAGUGCAUAACACCAUCUGUUCUGCUGUACGUGCAUCACAAGCAGUCUGCAGCCCUCUCCCUUUAUGAACAUAUGGCAGUUUUUUCUCCAUCACAAUCCACCCAGUUUGGUAGCAUUAAACUAAUGGAUUUAAACAGCAGGAAUGCAGCAGAUGGUGUGAAAUAAUGACUCAAGUCAAAUUUUGAUCAUUUCAUACUGGAAGACUUUUGAUCUCAGAGUGAAGUAUCUCUUUCAAUGUCCUUUUCUCAAUCUCUGCCUUCCUUGUCAGCCACUGAUCUGAGAAUGGUUACAGGGGAAAUUCUGUGCUACCAACCACGAGCAGAUUCAAGUGCUUUCAGAUCAGCGGCUGCCUGUUUUGAGGAGGCGACAGUCAACAGCCUGGUAAUAGCCACGUUAAUAUCUCUAGCCAUCAGCUGUAGAGAGUCGCGGCUCACAGGUUGUUGAGUGGAGAAAGCAUGUUAGAGUACUGGGCCGUAGCUCCUGUUGCAUACUGCGUAGUAAUGUAGUGAAUUGUAGCUGUGUAGAUCUGUGUUCUAUUGACCUCUCACCUUUAUCGCCUGGUUCAUGUGUGUUUGACAUGUUUCUGCUACUCUAUUUGACUGUAUAAAUAUACAUAAAAAAUAUAUAUAGGUAUAUAAAUUGAGAUGAUUGAUAUUACCAAGAUAGAUAAAUAGAUAGAUAGAUGAACAAGAGAAAGCAGAUAGUAAAACAUAAGCAGCAGCUUAAUACUGUGGCCACAUUGAGGAAGUAGAUGAUAAAAAAGCAAUGGAUUCAGUCUUUAUCUUUACAAGUUUACACACACAUUAAGUGGUUUAAUGAAAAACGGUAUAUGUGUUGUUUUAAGUACAAAAUCCAGUAUUUUCCCUCCUUCGUGCUUUAUGUAUUGCCAUUCUGACAUCAUAUUCAUACGAACUUCAGAUUUAGCUUCAUACCUUAAACACUGUAUGCAUUGUAAUGUGCCAUGAAUGCUUUGAAUGAAUGCCAGAAAAUAUCUAUCUAUCAGAUAUAGACACAGUUAUAGAAGAUAAUAUCAGACAACAGCAAUCUGUAGCUCAUCUCUCUACUCGUCCAGAGACCUCAAGGAGGCCAACAUUUGUUGGAAUAAACGCCUCACAAAACUAUGCUCAGCUCUUGUUCAACACUAUCUGACCUUAAAAUUGAAUGCAGUAAGAAAGUCCCAGAUGUGUAUGUAAUUCGUUAACGCUACUGUAAAGUCUGUGGGUUUGGUGGCUGGUCUUCACCUUGUACCUCAGCUUUUGUGUUUAUCCUUACCCUUCCUGCCAUGUUUGCUUAUCAUAAUCAUUGAUAUUAAUGAUGUGGUAGUGGUGGAAAUGAUAUGUUGAGUCUUAAUGUUGCCCAUAUGAAACACAUUGCUUUGUGUCAUAUAUUUAUUAGUUAUUCUGUAUUGAUGACUAUGCAUAUGGUGAAAUGUACAACCGGAAGCAUUUUGUUUGUUUUAAAGUCACGGUUUUGAUAUGUUGUUGUUGUUGUUGUUCUCAAGUUGACGCCUGAAGCCUAAAACAAUAGCGUAAAUAGUUAAAAGUUCGUAUGAACGAACCUGAUUUUAACUGGUCAGGAAAGGCUACUUGACCUCCAUUUAAUUCAGCAGGAAAGUUUCAUUGCUAUUGAUCAAUCAGGGAAAUCUCAGUUCUUCAAAGUUUCCUCAUGUUAUUGUGUCAAUGCCAUGUAGCAUGACAUUGCUGUCACUCUGGCAACUGUCCAGUAGCAUUAAGUUAAGCCAGUGUUCAUAACGUGUAAUUUAUGCUCACACAGAAGUAUAGAUAAAGGUAAACUAUCAGUUGACAUUAAAUUGUGUCGAUAAUUUCUUGUUUUGUUUGUUAUUAUAUUUUUUCAAACGUGAGGUUAUAGUCCAAAUGCAUUUGUUUGAAAGCUGUUAAUUUAUUGGAUGUACUAAUUAUUGAUCUUGAGGUUUCUGAAAGGAAUGGCUCUAUCUGACCCAUCUAGUGUCUCUCUAUCUAUCUGGGUUCAUAAUGUGCGUGUGUGUGCGCCCGAGUGAGCGUGCACAUGGCAGCGUAUGUGGUAGUGAAAGCAGACAUGAGUGUGAGCACAUCUGUGUGUCUUUCACUUGUGUGUGUGUGUGUGUGUGUGUGUAAGUGUAACAAUGAGUUCUGUACUUCCUCCUCCUCCUCCUCUCUUUUUCUCUCUGUUGUCAUGUAGCUUGUAGACAUCCCCGUGUCCUACUAUUGCACAUAGUUCAGUGCCCCUCUAGUGUCAGUCACUGUCCACCUCCUGCAUGUGCUUGUUUGUAAAUACACCAAAUAAAAUUAUCAGUAUGAACCAAA
Messenger RNA from Micropterus dolomieu (smallmouth bass), 5755 nucleotides. RefSeq names its product RUN and SH3 domain containing 1 (gene rusc1). Bases 12 to 3302 code for a protein of 1096 amino acids. Gene Ontology annotation, molecular function: protein binding. NCBI's taxonomy places the organism in Eukaryota, Metazoa, Chordata, Actinopteri, Centrarchiformes, Centrarchidae. The transcript is spliced from 11 exons. The record is from RefSeq and is a predicted model, not a curated record. Gene Ontology annotation, cellular component: cytoplasmic vesicle.